CAAACACGAUCACGUGUUUCUAGUUACUGUGUUGCUGAGUAAGACAUUUAUUCAAUUGUCAAUAUGACAUAGCUAUUGAUAAAACUUAUAUUCCUUCUACAAGCUAAUCAUACACGUCAAGAUCAUGGGCAAGACAUACUAUUGCGAUUAUUGCGACAGAUUUUUCAAGGAUGAUGUCGAAGCUCGUAAAAAACAUCUAUCCAGUUUGCAGCAUGUAGCAAAUCGAGAGAGUCAUUAUAAAACAUAUAAAGACCCGGAGACGAUAUUGAAGGAGAUAUACAAUAAAACUCCGUGUAAACGCUACAUGACCGUUGGAGACUGCGCUUUUGGUUUGGGCUGCCGAUUUUCGCAUUACACCCCACUGAUGAUAUGGGAACUUCAACAGCUCGCUGUAAUGAAAAACUCCAAAGUCUCGGCAGCACAACCUAGGGACGGUUGGCCAGAUUCAGAAGAUAUUAUCAAGGAAUAUUUCGAGCACAGCAUUGUUUCGAGCGGCAGCAAGGACCCGACUUCGAUGUGGUGUCCAUCGCCAGCGGUCGGUUGUCUUUAUUUACCACCGUCUUUGCAGCCCGUCACAGCGGAAAGAAUGACGGAGUGCAAUUUUAGUAAAUGGGGUUGAACUAAGAAUAUUUCGAGCAUAUGAUUGUUUCGAGCGGCACCAAGGAUCUUACUCCGAUGAUGUGUCUAUCGCCAGUGGUCGGUUUGUCUUUGUUUAUCACCGUCUUUGACGCCCAUCAUGUCGGAAAGAAUAAAGGACUACGAUUUUAGUAAAUGAGGUUGAACUAGGAAUAUUUCGAGCACAUGAUCAUUUAAAUUCGAACGGCAGCAAAGACCUUACUUCGAUGUGAUGUCCAUCGCCAGUGGUUAUCUUUGCUUACUACCGUUUUUGCAGCCCGUCACAUCGAAGAGAACGACGGACUAUAAUUUUAGCAAAAUGGGAUUAAACUUGCAGUCCCAUUCUAAAAAUAAAAUAUUUAUAUUCGCAAUCC
Temnothorax curvispinosus is the source of this 989-nucleotide messenger RNA. RefSeq names its product zinc finger matrin-type protein 5. The record is from RefSeq and is a predicted model, not a curated record. The transcript has 3 exons. Lineage: Eukaryota; Metazoa; Arthropoda; Insecta; Hymenoptera; Formicidae. The coding region runs from base 125 to 619 and encodes 164 amino acids. Gene Ontology annotation, cellular component: U12-type spliceosomal complex; nucleus. Gene Ontology annotation, molecular function: nucleic acid binding; zinc ion binding.